AUGUCUAAUACCCUUGAGGGCAGUGAUGAUGAAUUGAUCUCUGCCUGCGAAUCACUACCGGACAUGCAAGCUGCCCCCGACAGGGGAUUCGAGACUCGGCUCUCGGCCCCGAUAAGCCCGGCUUUCAGUGCUUCGGGAGUGAGUAUCGCUCCGUCAAACCUGAUGCAGAGCCAAACAAGCAAUGCCUUUGGUGUGGGUAACGCGACCUUGGAUACCGAUUUUACAGUGAUGCAGGGAGUUCCCUCCCUCUCAUCCGUCGACCUUCCUCCACUACGGACGCAUGACGAUCGACCACCAAAACCUGAUGUUCUACAUCACUCGACGACAUUGGUUCCCAGCCCUUUCGGAGAGCGUAUCACGAUCAAUAUGCAGGAAAUAGUGCUCUCACGGCAUCAACAGGUUGAGCUGGGUGGCGAAGACAGUGGCGGCGGGUCUUUGCAAUCUAAAUUGCGUGCAUUUCCGCAAACCAUCCUCGAACCAAUCCCAGCCACCACUGAACACAAGAUCCCCGAGCUAGGACCUCGCGAGCAGAGUCAAUCCAAUCCGAGACGGCCUAAGCUUCAAGUGUUGCUGAAUUCGCCUCAGUGUCCCGUAUCAACCCUUGAGCAUGCGGGACACCUGCUUCCUGGGUUAGCUGAAGUUGGUUUUACAAUCAAUCCAUCCAAGGAGGUCGGGAAUAUCAAGCCCCAUCCUGAGCAGACGACAGCGGCCGCGGCUAAUAUCAAAAGAAAAAGACGCCCUACGACAAGAUCGUCGGUCCCGAGGACGACGAAAACAAACCAACGACCCGGGCGAAAAUACGAGAACCAGUGGAGGGUCGGUCAAGCGCCAACCGCUGGGCUUAGAGAUUCAAAAGAGCAGACGAAUUUCGAUCGGGUCCUGGCUGCUGUGUCUGGCUACUACCAAGGUAAUGCGGACGGUACUUGGAAGGUGGCCCUCCACAACAAUGCUUCGGAAUACGAGGGAAAAGGUCUGACGGAAGCCAUUGGAGCGUCGAUAAUCAUGGCGGCCGGUCUGAUAGCGGCCGGGCAGGCUCCAGAUGCGACGCAGAUCCUAAAUAGGACACUUCCGCUGGCCGAGGUCAUGUUGCUGAGCCAGCACCCCCAACUGUGUUACUGGUUGACCGAGGUGAGCAUGGACACAUCUCAGACAGUGGCCGGGAGCGUUCGACGGGCUGUGAAGGCUCAAUUCACGCCUCUUGCAUGCAAGCUCCUGGGACCGAAUCAUCCGAUUUCUCUUGUUCUCAGAAUGCCCUUGACCAUGGAGCAGCAAGUCAGGAUGCGGCUGGAGGCCCAGGCCGUGGCCCACGAUUACCACGUCCGAACUUUCGGCAAGUAUUCGUACCAGACGAUGGCUCACCAAUGGUACUGGGGUCGGAUAACCGCGGCGUCGGGCCAGUUUGACGAGGCAGUCCGGCUCCUGAAGGACCUGACCCAGAACUUCGAACAACUGUACUCCACGCCAAACUCGGCGGUGGCGAUUACUGCGCUCGUUGAGCAGGCGCGGGUGAUGAUGGCCUCUGGAGACGCAGGCAUCAGGGUGGAGUGUCUUCUCUGCGACGCGCUGCGGCGCAUUGAAAUCCUUUGUUCAGCGCAGAGCUUAGACAAGCCGAUCCUGGAUGCAGCGGAACUACGGCUGCGAGAGGGUGGCCUGGUUUUCGCCCGGUUGGCAGCACUUCGGGCGCUUGGGCGAGUGCAUGCCAUGCGGUUGAAUCUCAGCGCUGCAGUGCUGUGCUUUGAGCAGGCGAUGACGAUUGCCAGGGCGGAACUCAAAGAGCAGUCGUCACUCAGGAAACUUUGCGAGACUGAUCUCGAGGUCACCAGGAUCAUGGAAUUGGAACGGGCGAUGGGGGUGUUGUGGGUUGAGGAUCCUACUAGCAGGCUUCCUCCUGUGAGCAGUAUUAUCUCUCUUGUUCCAAUAGAAACGUGA
Messenger RNA from Cladophialophora carrionii CBS 160.54, 1929 nucleotides. RefSeq lists its product as uncharacterized. The record is from RefSeq and is a predicted model, not a curated record. The coding region runs from base 1 to 1929 and encodes 642 amino acids. NCBI's taxonomy places the organism in Eukaryota, Fungi, Ascomycota, Eurotiomycetes, Chaetothyriales, Herpotrichiellaceae. The transcript has a single exon.